AUGUCUGCUUUUAAGACCAGCCCCCCGGCCGCGGGGAGGGAGGUUCCUGUGUUACACAGCGCCACAGCUUUGGCUGCCGGCGGAUACGAUGUGGAGAAGAACAACUCCCGCGUCAAGCUCGCCGUCAAGAGCCUCGUGACAAAGGGCACUCUGGUGCAGACCAAAGGGACCGGCGCGUCUGGCUCUUUCAAGCUGAACAAGAAGCAGACCGAAGCCAAGAAGCCCGCAAAGAAAGCCGCGCCCAAACCCAAGAAGGCGGCAGCCAAGAAGCCCGCCGCGGCUAAGAAGCCCAAGAAGGUAGCGGCCAAGAAACCCGCCGCCGCCGCCAAGAAGUCUCCUAAGAAGGCGAAGAAGCCCGCCGCCGCCGCCAAGAAAGCCACCAAGAGCCCCAAGAAGGCGAAGAAGCCGGCGACCCCUAAAAAGGCAGCCAAGAGCCCCAAGAAGGCAAAGGCUGUGAAGCCCAAGACAGCAAAGCCCAAAGCGGCAAAGGCGAAAAAGGCAGCCCCCAAAAAGAAAUAAACAUGUUUGUGUGUUUAAUUCAUGUUUUUGAUCCUUAAACGGCUCUUUUAAGAGCCACC
Pangasianodon hypophthalmus (striped catfish) is the source of this 578-nucleotide messenger RNA. Its product is annotated as histone H1-like. Gene Ontology annotation, molecular function: structural constituent of chromatin; DNA binding. The record is from RefSeq and is a predicted model, not a curated record. NCBI's taxonomy places the organism in Eukaryota, Metazoa, Chordata, Actinopteri, Siluriformes, Pangasiidae. Gene Ontology annotation, biological process: nucleosome assembly. Gene Ontology annotation, cellular component: nucleosome. The coding region runs from base 1 to 519 and encodes 172 amino acids. The transcript has a single exon.